Molecule: messenger RNA, 1512 nt
Organism: Penicillium chermesinum
Lineage: Eukaryota; Fungi; Ascomycota; Eurotiomycetes; Eurotiales; Aspergillaceae
Exons: 2
Coding region: 1-1512 (503 amino acids)
Biological process (GO): extracellular matrix assembly; hyaluronan biosynthetic process
Molecular function (GO): hyaluronan synthase activity
Source: RefSeq, a predicted model, not a curated record
AUGGCUGCCAUUGUAGGCUAUCGCGAAGAUCCCGAGCUUUUUGCCCGGGCUUUGGGUAGCUACAAGUCUGUUAAAGAAUGCCGCUUCGUCCUUGUGGGCGUCGAUGGGAACGAGGUCCCUGAUAUGGAAAUGGUCCAGGUCUUCCAAAAUGUAUCACUUUCUCUCCCAACUUGCCCUACUUCAUUAACUAAUCAUGAACAGACAUUCCCAGAUCACUCGGCUGUCAUCCAAGUGGAGAAGCCGCUUGGUGAACUGGCCAUGCAGACCUUUGAAAAGCUCAGUACUCUCGAUGGCAACAUCCACUCCAGCGAGAUGUACUCGCAGACGACCAUCGAACACUGCUGCCAACUUGCUCGGGAGAUUCUCUCCGAGUAUGACCUGCGAUUAGGCCAGCCAGACGGUGUCAAGCACCUCUGUCUGUUUCAGCCCCAUCUUCACAAGAAGGGGAUCAUGUUCACCACUUUCAUUUUCUCCAUCGUGAUCGCCGAGAUGAUCGGCGUCGAGUACCUCUGGUCCUCCGACUCUGAUACCCUGGUCCUGCCCGAUUCCCUGCAGAGCACAGUCGAGACUCUGGCCGGCGAUCCCACCGUCGGCGGUGGCAGUUCGGGACUAAUCGUCCACAACGAGAACGAUUCCCUGCCCGCGAAGCUCGGAAGCGUCGUCUACUGGUCCGAGCUAUACAUGACCCGGUCCACCUCGACGUCGUCCGGCACCAGCGACUGCCAGAGCGGCCCUAGCUCUGCCUUCCGCAUCUCGGCUCUCCCCGCUGUUCUAUACCCAUGGUAUACCCAGACCAUCCUAGGCCACCGCAUGAUCGUCAACGAAGACCGCCACCUAACAACCAACCUCCUUAUGCGCGGCUGGACCGUCACCUACGUCUCGGACACGCUCGCUGCAACCGACACGCCCACGACAAUGAGCCGCUGGAUCAUGCAGCAAGUACGCUGGAGCCGCGCCGGCCACAUCGAAUCCUUCCAGCAACCCAGGGUCUACCUGCUCAAUAACCCGCUCUUCUUCUGGGCCGCCAUCAAGCGCGAGUUCGGGCCGCUGCUCGGCCUGCUGUAUAUCCUGUACUACCUGUUCACAGGCAAGUCGUUCGCCUACUUCAACUGGUACGAUGUCGGCAUCCGGGUAAGCUACACGCUGCUGUAUAACUAUACGCGCAACCCGGACCGCGGGCCGAGUCACUCUUGGUUCUGGGUGAUACCGGGCUUGCUGUUCUAUAAUAUUCCGUUGCCGAUGAUCCAUCUGUGGAGUUUGAUUACGGUGUUCCAGGACGGAUGGGGUACGUCGAUGCGGGCCACGGCGGAGUUGUCCAAGCGCGGGCAGGCGUGGAAGAGGUGGAAUGAUUUGGGGUUCUUUGUGGUGUGGAUGGGGGUUGUUGGGGGUACUGCGGCGAGAAUGGCGGCUACACAUUUGGGCUGGACCGACGAAGGGGUCUUCUUGGCGAUUGUUUGGGGUAUUUGUAUCCCUGCGGCCGUGUCGUUGUACGGCUUGGUUAUCUGCGAGUAA